This is a messenger RNA of Rhea pennata, 3382 nucleotides long. RefSeq names its product growth arrest specific 1 (gene GAS1). The transcript has a single exon. The record is from RefSeq and is a predicted model, not a curated record. Bases 897 to 1877 code for a protein of 326 amino acids. Lineage: Eukaryota; Metazoa; Chordata; Aves; Rheiformes; Rheidae. Gene Ontology annotation, biological process: regulation of cell cycle.
AGAGAGCGAGAGAGCGCAGGCUGGGGGAUGUGUAAAAGAAGAAGCGUUGCUAAUUUUUUUGUUUGUUUGCUUUUCCAUGCAUGCAUAAUGAGGCCUAAUCAGAGCACGCUGCUGCUGCUCGGAGGGCACUUUUGUAUUUAAAGCCUUGCAAAGAAAAAAGAUCCACAGACGGAUCCGCAGAGCAGCUUGCAGGGCUUGUUGACAACAGAGGCAGCAUCAGUCGCCCAGAGAGAAAGAGAGACCCUGAAGCCCGACUUUUUUCCUUCCCCCGUGCUAUCUUCCUGCUAACGGGGAGAGAGAUUUCUUCUCCCUUCUUCCCGAAAGUGCAACCGGUACCGAGAGGGAGUAAGCAGAGCCGGGACUGUGAAUGGGAUCGGAGCGGCUGGCAUGUGCAGAGAUGCUGCGAGCGGAGUGUUAAAAGCUCCCGAAGAGGCAGCAGCAGCUGAGCAUUUAUUCUGUGCAAAAACAGAGAGGAAAAAAAAAAGAGAAACGGAUCUGCACGAGGAGCAGAGCAGCACCAUGAGCUCUCCCGGCGCAGCCUGCAAGCUCCCGAGCGCACUCCGGAGCCGCUCUCCUCCGAGCCCCCGUUUGUACUGAUCCCCCCACCUCUCCGGGCGCCUUCGCCGCCGCCUCGCAAGCCGGGAGCAGCUGGUGGGGGGCACGGGACGGCCCCGGGGCGCGCUUGCUUCGUCCUGCGGCCCCGCCGGUUUCAGCUCCCAGGGGCUGGAGGGGCGCAGAGCCCGCGCGGAUGGAUUGAUGCGAGGAGACCUCAUGCACACGGUUAGCAGGAGUUCUGAAAACUUUUCCACCGGCGGCAACUGCUCCUUCUCCUCCUCCUCGUCUACGAGCGCCUCUCUCCCGCGACCCUGCGGCACCAGCCGCCGCCGCCUCCCGCGAUGGUGGCCCGCUCGCCCGCUCGGCACGGAGGCGGUAGCGGCCGCCGGUUGCCGCGGCCGGCCGCCUGGCUGUGGCUGGCGGCGGCGCUGGGCGCCGUGUGGCCGCCGCGGGGCUCGCUGGUGCAGGGCCGGCGGCUGAUCUGCUGGCAGGCAGUGCUGCAGUGUCAGGGGGAGCCCGAGUGCAGCUACGCUUACAACCAGUACGCCGAGGCGUGCGCCUCCGUGCUCCUGCAGCAGCCGCCCGCGGGAGGCGGCGGGGAAGGGCCGGCGGCCGCUGCAGCCUCCGCUGCCUCCUCCAGGCGGCGGUGCCCCAGCCACUGCAUCGCGGCCCUCAUCCAGCUCAACCACACCCGGCGCGGCCCGGCCUUGGAGGACUGCGACUGCGCGCAGGACGAGAACUGCCGCGCCACCAAGCGCGCCAUCGAGCCCUGCCUGCCGCGCACCAGCAGCCCCGCGGCGGGCGGCGCCGGCGGCGGCGCCGGCGGCGGCGUCAUGGGCUGCACGGAGGCGCGGCGGCGCUGCGACUGGGACAGCCGCUGCAGCGUGGCGCUGAACCGCUACAUGACCUACUGCGGGAAGGUCUUCAACGGGCUGCGCUGCACGCCGGAGUGCCGCGCCGUCAUCGAGGACAUGCUGGCCGUGCCCAAGGCCGUGCUGCUCAACGACUGCGUGUGCGACGGGCUGGAGCGGCCCAUCUGCGAGUCGGUCAAGGAGAACAUGGCCCGCCUCUGCUUCGGCGCUGACAUGGGCAACAACGGCGCCGGCAGCAGCGGCGGCUCCGACGGCGGCCUGGAGGAAUACUACGACGAGGACUACGAGGAGGAGCCGAGCCAGAAGGGGAGGGACGAGCUGGAGGACAAUACGGGCUCCGAGCCCGGCUUCCCCAUGCAGACGGAUAGCGCCGGCCGAGCCGCCGGCACACCCGCCCGCGCCGCCUGGGCGCUGCUGGCCUCCAUCUUACUGCUGCUGCCGCGGCUCUAGCGAUCCCGCCUCCUUCCCCUCCUCCGCCUUCGUUCUCGUCCCCCAUUUGCUUCAGGGCUGGCCGUGGCCGGCGGCUCGGGAGGUUCCCGCUCGCCUUGUCCCUCACACACACACACACGCGGAGACGCGCGGGGGUCCGCAGCGCGGGAGGCGUCGGCGGUGCCCGGGCGGCGGGCGUUGGGGCCUCAGAACGAAGGGGGAUUUAAAUCUCGACCGUUAAUCUGCGACCGUUGGUCCGGGCAGCGUGCUGCCGCGCGCCUCCCGCCCCUCACCCAGACACCUCCUGGAGCUGGACGUUCCCCCCCUCUUGCUGAUGAUCCCAACAGCGCCUGUCCAGGCACUUUUUUUCGGCCUCAUGUCUGACCCUCCCCCAAGAGCGUUUUGCUGGUGAUGCUCCCCCCCCCGCUCCCGCUUUUUUUUUUUUUUUUUUUUUAAUUCGCUCUGGCCUGGUGAGCCAGCAGCCGUGGCGUUCGCGGGACCGAAAAAGAUGGAGGGAGAGGUGCCGGGCAGUGGGUUUUAUUUUUGUUUGUCUUUAGUGUGCACUAUGCAAUUUCUUCUACCCUGGCUUCUUGUUAGCAGCAAGCAGGUGAGCUUAAAAGAGAGACUGCUACUGUAGGUUUCUUAUUGCCACCAAGGUCAAAAAAAAAUGCUAAAAGCUGUUUUUUAGCGUUUGACAUGAAGGUUAGAAAAAGGUAAGCUACCCAAACUUGCUGCCAAAACUGUUGUCGUACUAGUUUGUUAAAGACUUGACUACAGUUCAUCAAGUAUCACUAUUCAUGGUACAGUGAUGCCCAGAAGAGGGUUGGUUAUACUGCAUCUGCCUUUAAUUAAAUUUAAGACUGUAACAGUGUGAAUGAAUUUGGUGUUUUACAGCACGCCCUCUUGCACACAAAUACUCCCUAUAACAAAAGCUUGCCAGCAAAAAUCUCUUUCUCUUCAACCUAACGACAAAAAUGCUGAUUUUUUUCAGAGUUGUUGGCUAUACUGAACAAUGCAACUUUUGUUUUAAAAGAGCUCUGCACUGCCAUCUUUGAAAGACACUUUUAAAUUCAAGAACAUGUAUGUACAAAUAUCCUGAAAAGUUAUAUUGCCUCUUCUCAUAUCAGGGUGCUGACCUCUGGUAAAUCUUAUAUAAAAAUGUAUUUAAAACUGGGAUUUGUUACCAGUUGCUCUUCUUUGUAUAUAGAAUUUUAUAAAUUGUAUGCUUUGGGAAUAAUUUAUUUUUAAAAAAUAAAAAGUUUUAAAUCCACAUGCUAUUUGCCAGAUAAUUGCAUUUGCUGUUCUUUUUCUGGGAAGGUACAGAUUUCGUUUCAUGUUUAAAGGGAUACCAGCAACAAUGAAGUAUUCUCUAGAACAUCAAAUGUACAGUGUAUUUUAUAGUUUUGAAGUUAACUUUCUUAUUUGGAGAGACUUUAUGAACGUUGUAGAAUUGUAUAAAUGCAUUUCCGAGCUGCCUUAAACCUUGUAUUUUUUAUAGAAGGCAUAAAAGGCCUAUGUUUUAAAUA